UUGAAACGAGCUAGAGAAAGAGAGAAAAAAAAAAAAAAAAUAGAAGCAUCAAGAGUCGGCUAGAGACCAAACACAGAGAGUUUGACGUUGGCCAAACAGGACUGAGAGCUAUCACGCUGUGUCGAUAUCAGUAGGUAACAUCACGUUACGUCAAUCCAAACGUCCACUUUGCAUCUAUCGGAUCAUCAUCUUCUGUACACCACCAAUAUAUAUAUUGGCUUAGACCGUAUUUUUUAAAGAAUGUUAUCCGAUAGCUUCUACCUCGUCUUCGUAACGGCGAUCGUCUUGUCGCGUCGAGUAGAAGCUCAGGUAACGUUCGAUGGAGCGUGCCCCAAACUUGACGUCGUUCGCGAUUUUGACCUACACAGGUAUCUUGGCUUGUGGUACGAGAUCGAAAGCUAUCCAGCCGUCUUCAGCUCGUUCGCUAGUUGCACGACAGCCAACUAUUCUUUAUUGCCGGACGGCAACGUCCGAGUCAUCAACCGCAGUUUCAACACCAGUUCGAAAGGUUUCGACAUGGUCGACGGUACGGCCCGGCUCAUCGAACCGCUGAAAAGGGAGGCUAAACUGGGCGUCGUCUUUCCCGGCAAUCGGUUCAGCCGGCCCGUACCCGCCGACGGCAACUACUGGGUCCUGUCCACGGAUUACGUCAACUAUUCAGUCGUCUGGUCAUGCGAAACCUUCAACGGGAAAAGCUUUCAAUUCCUUUGGCAUCUGAAUCGUCAUAGGCAACCGUCGCAAUCCGCAUUGGCUUUUGUUGGCCAUCGCAUCGAUUCGUUUGGUUUGGAACGGAAGUUUCUUCAAACAACAGAGCAACGCAACUGCCCCGAAUCAAGCGAAACAUCCUCAGUCCGACCAGUUCGACAACCGAGUCCCACUCGGUCGAGUUACUACGGGAAAUAAAAUAAAUCUUUCAACUGAAAUAGUUUGUUGGGGGAGAGGGAAGAAGGGUGGAUUGUGCUCAGCUCUCGUUACUUCCCUGUCUCUCUCUCUCUCUCUCUCUCUCUCGUUUGUCUUCCGCACCUGCCUCUAAAACCAACUUCAAACAAGCGUGUGUUUUCGAAACGGGCACAUGCUGCUGAUGAGUGACGUGCCGCCUUAUCGGAUUAUCGAUUUUCAGGGUGGUUCCCCUUGCUGUUGCUGCCUUGAUUCUGCACGUCCGCUUGUGGUUGGCCCACGGUUAGAUAUCGGUGUUUUGGAUCACGCUCUGCCAGACCAUUAGUUGACACAGUGCACUCUCUCGGCCUAUUGUAUUUCCCCGGCCGCCAAACUUUAAGUGAUGGAUGACUCUUUGUUUUAGCCACACCAACCCAUUUUUGUAUUCAACCACAUCCAUGAGAGCUACAUAAUAAAUAUCACGAACCGAGUAACAAAAGA
This is a messenger RNA of Daphnia carinata, 1377 nucleotides long. Its product is annotated as apolipoprotein D-like. Gene Ontology annotation, molecular function: pigment binding. The record is from RefSeq and is a predicted model, not a curated record. The transcript has 5 exons. The coding region runs from base 241 to 903 and encodes 220 amino acids. Lineage: Eukaryota; Metazoa; Arthropoda; Branchiopoda; Diplostraca; Daphniidae.